AAAUUGGCAGUGAAUACUAUCAGGGCUAUAACGCCGUUGGACGGACGCUAUGCGACUCAGGUGAGCGGGCUUGCCGACCACCUGUCGGAGUGGGCGCUUAUCAAGCGGCGCGUUCAGGUGGAGGUGGAGUGGCUGCUGGAGAUGGCGGGCUGCGCGGACAUCGCGGAUAUGCGCGCGCUGACGGCUUCGGAGCAGGCGUUGCUGCACGGACUGGUCGAUGAUUUCGACGAUGACGCCGCUAUGCAGGUGAAGCGGAUCGAGCGCACGACGAACCACGAUGUGAAGGCGGUGGAGUAUUACAUCCGCGAGAAGCUGGCGGGCACUUCGAUGGAGGAUGUGUGCGAGUGGGUGCAUUUCUGCUGCACAUCGGAGGACAUCAACAACCUGUCGCAUGCGCUGAUGGUCAAGGGUGCGCUGGAGGAGGAGUGGCUGCCGCAGGCGAGAGCGCUGGUGGACAGUGUUGCGGCACUUGCAGACGCGAAUGCGGAUACGGCGCUGCUGGCGAGGACGCACGGGCAGGCGGCAUCGCCGACGACGCUGGGCAAGGAGCUGGCGGUGUUCGUGUAUCGCUGGCGGCGGCAGAUUCGGCAGAUCGAAAACGCUGAGUACCUGGGGAAGUUCAACGGGGCGGUGGGGAGCUACAACGCGCAUGCUAUCGCGUAUCCGAAUGCGGACUGGCAUGGGAUUGCGCGCGGCUUCGUGGAGCGGCUGGGGCUGACGCACAAUCCGCUGACGACGCAGAUUGAGCCUCACGACUAUCUUGCGGAGAUAUUCCACGCGCUUAUACGGUUCAACACGGUGAUGCUGGACUACGACCGCGAUAUGUGGUCGUACAUAUCGCUGGGAGUGUUCAGGCAGAAGGCGGUUGAGGGCGAGGUCGGCUCUUCGACGAUGCCGCAUAAGGUGAAUCCCAUCAACUUCGAGAACUCGGAGGCGAAUGUGGGGAUAAGCAGCGCGCUGCUGGAGCACCUGGCGACGAAACUACCGGUGUCGCGUUUGCAGCGCGACCUGACGGACUCAUCGGCGCUGCGGAACCUGGGGCCGGCGAUUGGGCACAGCCUAGUGGGGCUGAAGGCUGCGAUGCGCGGCUUGCGGCAGGUUGCGGUGGAUGAGGACCUGCUCGCCGCGGAGCUUGACGACGCAUGGGAGGUGCUUGCGGAGGCGGUGCAGACGGUGAUGCGAAAGCAGGGCGCGGGCGACGCAUACGAGAUGCUGAAGGGGUUCACGCGAGGGCGCAGCGUUACCGGAGAUGAUAUGCGCGCGUUCGUUGGCGGAUUGGAGCUGCCUCCGGACGAUAAGAAGCGUCUGAUGGCACUGACGCCUGCGGGCUAUACGGGGAUUGCGGGGGAGUUGGUGGUGAGGAUGGAUGGGUAG
This is a messenger RNA of Geodia barretti, 1374 nucleotides long. The record is from the annotation of a GenBank genome assembly. Lineage: Eukaryota; Metazoa; Porifera; Demospongiae; Tetractinellida; Geodiidae.